This is a messenger RNA of Cannabis sativa, 881 nucleotides long. RefSeq names its product early nodulin-like protein 20. Bases 224 to 760 code for a protein of 178 amino acids. Gene Ontology annotation, molecular function: electron transfer activity. Gene Ontology annotation, cellular component: plasma membrane. The transcript is spliced from 2 exons. The record is from RefSeq and is a predicted model, not a curated record. NCBI's taxonomy places the organism in Eukaryota, Viridiplantae, Streptophyta, Magnoliopsida, Rosales, Cannabaceae.
CCAUCUAGACACGUGGAAGAAGAAGCAAAAGUAACGGUGAGCGAGUAGAACAUACACAUACAUAAACAUGCAUUAAGUUGUGAAGUGGUGCCAACUUUUCUUCCCAAAACUUAAUUACGACUCUCUCAAAUCUCCAUUCAUAUACCCUUUAUCUGUUUUUAUAUAUAUAUAGAUUCCUUUUCUGUCUAUAUAUAAACUGUGAUAUAUAGAAUAUAGAAUAGUAAUGGAGAAUAAAAGGGUGAUGAUUUUGAUGAUGGUGAUGAUAUUAUUAAUAACUAAAUUUGGGUGUGGAAAAGCUGAAUUACAUUACGUUGGAGGAGGAAAGAGUAAUUGGGCUCCCAACAUCAACUUCUCCCAUUGGUCUUCUCAACAGACCUUUCACUUGGGUGAUUGGCUAUAUUUUGGAUAUAACAAGUACCAAUUCAAUGUGCUGGAGGUAAACGAAACAAGCUAUGAAAAAUGCAUUGAAAAAGAUUUUAUAAAGAACAUAACAAAGGGAGGACGAGAUGUGUUUCAGCUGACUGAGCCUAAAACCUACUACUUUCUCUCCGGUGGAGGCUACUGCUUCGGUGGAAUGAAAGUCGCCAUUGAUGUUGUCCACAGUGGCCCCCCUCCUACUCCCGCCCUUGCCCCCGCUACUAAUCGCUCCUCAAUGGCGGCGGUUCCUUCCAUUACCGGCCAUGUCAUCACUCCUCUUCUGCUAAUUCUUAUUCUCACUUCACCUUUCCUCUAUGUGGACUUUCUUCAUUAUAUAUUUUAGUUAAUUGAUAUUUUGCUUCUUCUUAAUAUUUGUGAUUUGAUGUAAUUUCAUCUUUAUUAUUUUAGAGAGAGAUAUGGCUUUUGUUAUAUAUCUUAUGGUUAAUUUAUUUUCAUUAUUGAAA